This is a messenger RNA of Sinocyclocheilus anshuiensis, 986 nucleotides long. Its product is annotated as H-2 class I histocompatibility antigen, Q10 alpha chain-like. The coding region runs from base 66 to 986 and encodes 306 amino acids. Gene Ontology annotation, cellular component: external side of plasma membrane. Gene Ontology annotation, biological process: immune response. Lineage: Eukaryota; Metazoa; Chordata; Actinopteri; Cypriniformes; Cyprinidae. The transcript is spliced from 4 exons. The record is from RefSeq and is a predicted model, not a curated record.
UUUCUGCGUUUCUGCGUCGAUGAAGCAACGAUGUCAACAAGAGUAACACGCAUAGCUUUUUAAUAAUGGCCACGGGUUUCGACAAAAUCUUUGUGCUGCUUUGUGUUUUUCGUAUUUUUUGGACUCCAAUACAAGCAGAGAAACACUCGCUGUAUUACAUUUACACGGCUUUGUCCAAACCUGUCGAUCUGCCGGGCAUCUAUCAGUUCACUGCUAUGGGUCUGCUAGAUGACAUACAGAUCGACUAUUACAAUAGCAGAGAACAGAGGAAGAUUCCCAAACAGACCUGGAUGAAGGAGAAACUAUAUGAGGAUUACUGGGAAGAAGGCACCCAGUCAAGAAAGAGCAAAGAACAGUGGUUUAAUGUGAAUAUCGACAUUCUGAUGAAACGCAUGAGACACCAUGAAUCAGAUCUUCAUGUUUUUCAGAUGAGAACUGGUUGUGAAGUUGAGCAAUGGGAAAGUGAAGUGAAGUUUUCCAAAGGCGUUUAUGAGUACGGCUAUGAUGGAGAAAACUUUCUGUCGUUUGAUGAUAGAGAGUCUCAGUGGGUCGCUCCAGUUUACGCAGCUCUACCAACCAAGAGUAAAUGGGACAAUAUGCCCUUCCUAAACCAAUACACCAAAGGCUACCUAGGAAAAAAUUGUGUGGACUGGCUCAACAAAUUUACAGAAUAUGGAGAAAAUGAGCUCAGAAAUGGCUCUCCUCCAGAUGUUCAUAUGUUUGCAAAAAGGUCUACCAGCGACAAAACCAAGCUGACCUGUAUGGUCACCGGUUUCUACCCCAAAGACACAGUGUUGUUCAUUAGGAAAUAUCGCACAUCUCUGCCUGAAGAUGAGACUGAAUCCACAGGAAUCAGACCAAACCAUGAUGGCACCUUCCAGCUGAGGAAGAGUGUGGAGACCCAGGAGAAUGAAAAAGCAAAUUAUGAUUGUUUUGUUGCUCACAGAACCCUCAAAGAACCAAUUAUCACCAAAUGGGGUAAUUAA